ACAAGAUACAAAAAUGUCACUUUCACUGACAAGGUGCUAUAACAUCCAGUGAUAUCAAAGUGAUAUUUGAUACAAAAAAACGUUUCAUAUCAUUGCUAAAUGUUGACCUAUCACUAAAGUCACGCGUCGCACGUACUAUUCACACACGCAUAAUCCCCAGCGUCGUGCAUGCAAUUCGCGCAUUGCUCGUGUCGCGUCACUUCCACCACGUCAGUGCGCUCGCCGACCGUGUUUUGGUUCGUCACGUUUUCCGCGACGAAAAUCGCAUCCUCAUCGAAAUUACACCUCACACACCUUGCACCAAUAAACCAGCUACCUAGUCCCACUCAGGGAUAAGCGAUUACACAAGCGGACACGUCUAGAAGUCAAUUUUCCCAACCAUCAACUGUCAAAAAAGGGUUUUUAACCUGCUGCGCGCCGAGAAAGUGAAGUAAUUGUACUAACAAAGCUUUGACACACACUCUGCUGCUUGCUGGUGAUGGCCGGGAAGAAGUCGCGGUCGCAGCGCACGCACCAUCAGCCCGUAACACCGCCGGCAAUGCUUUCGAAUGGGCCUGCCACACAGGAUGCGGCUGCAGGAAGUGUUAUGCCUGGUGCUGGUGGUGCCCAAGCUGCAGGUGUUGGUGGCAAUGGCCGGCAGCGGUCUGCCGACGAGCUGGCGCUGCUCACCAAGCAACAGCUGCAGGUUGAAUGUCGCAAACGCGGCCAGAAAACUUCCGGGACGAAAGUCGAAUUGUUGCAACGCCUGGGCCACAAGAUGGCGAGCAAACGCAACACCGGCUCACUGCUGCCGCCGCCAGCCAAUGGCACGCAGGUCGUCCCCAGAGACAAACCGGACUUUACAUCGGCAACCAGCAAGGCACAAAAACUACGCGAACGUGAAGAGCGUGAGUCCUACGUGCUGUGGAAGCGGCCAUUGGGUACAAUCGAGUAUUUCACCAAGGAAACAUUGAUUUUACUCUACACAUAUGGCAAACAGACAUUACAAUAUAAAAAACUAGUUUUAUUAUGUAUAUCAUUAAUUGCUGGGGCAGUGAUGCUUGUACGAACAGCAGGACCUCAUCAGCAGUUUGUCACACACUUCUACGCCAAGAUUCUUUGGUGCUGCUAUUGGAUAGGCCUGGGGAUUUUAUCCUCUGUGGGUUUGGGCACUGGACUGCACACGUUUCUUUUGUACCUGGGGCCGCACAUCGCUAAAGUAACUUUGGCUGCCUAUGAAUGCGGAUCGUUGGAUUUUCCGGAGCCGCCAUAUCCUGAUGAGAUUAUUUGUCCGGAGAAUGUUUCUGGGUCGAUAGCAGUGACGAUAUUCUCGAUAAUGUCGAAAGUAAGACUGGAAGCGAUGUGUUGGGGGGCUGGGACAGCCCUCGGGGAGUUACCGCCAUAUUUUAUGGCUAGAGCAGCAAGACUUUCAGGAAUUGAUCCGGAUGAUGAAGACGAUGAUCUCGCUGAAUUUGAAGAACUACAAAAGAAGAGAAAAGAAGAUCUCACACUAAUGGAACGUGGUAAAUUAUUUGUGGAACACGUGGUGCAGAGAGUUGGAUUUUUCGGUAUUUUAGCAUGCGCAAGCAUCCCUAAUCCACUCUUUGACCUUGCUGGAAUAACCUGUGGACAUUUCCUGGUGCCAUUCUGGACGUUUUUCGGCGCUACGCUCAUUGGCAAAGCCAUUAUCAAGAUGCACAUCCAGAAACUCUUCGUGAUUGUCGCCUUUGACGAGACACUCAUCGCCACCGCUCUCUCGUGGCUCACGUCGAUACCUGUCGUCGGCAGCAAGUUGCAAACACCCUUCAAGAACUUCCUCGACGACCAGAAGAGCAAAUUGCACGCUGGGUCAUCCACUGGUGGUGCUUCUGCGCACACCGCUGAGAAAGGAUCGUUAUUGGGCGCCAUUUUUGAGAAGUUUGUCUUUGCCAUGAUUGUAUACUUUGUCGUGUCGAUUGUGAAUUCGCUCGCGCAGAGCCAUCACAAGCGAUUGGCGAAGCGCCGCGGCACUAAGGCCAGUAAAGAUUAGCACUGAGUGUCGCGCGAAACCGAAACCAACCUAACCUAAAUAUAUUUACAUUCGUAGACGUAAGUAGGUAAAUUUUUCUACAAUGAGAGGGGACACGGAUUAUGAAAACGGUUAUUUCCAGAAAAAGACAAGAAAAUGUUUUCAAAAAUUGUUUUUGUGUUUCCAUGUCGUCCGAGCGAGGUUAUUGCCAAAGUUUUUUGCGUCAAAAUUGUUUUAAAAUGUUUUAUGAAGUCAACAAUGAUGAAAUCAAUGUUUGGCUUUGUAGAUAGAAGAUUAUUUAGUCCAAUCUGAUUUAUUUAUAUUGUUUUGAUGAGCACUUUGUGAGUGUUUGUGUUUGCCAGCGGAUUAUUAAUUAAUUACUCAUUUACCAUGGUUAGCUAUGAAUUAAAUGACAAGUCGAUGUGCGUGCAUGUGUAAAAAUACCACUUAGGUGUGUGUCUGUGGUGUGAGCGUGCGGUUGUGCGUAAAUUACGAAUUUUCUAGACGUGCUAGAAGUCUAGACGAUGAUAUUUGGCGAAUUGUUGAUAUGAUCAUAUUACGAAUAUUGAUAGAGACAAAUUACAAUGUUCUUAUGGAUGUACCAAGUUGCUAAUUACAACAAUUGGACUGUUUCCUAGAUAAUUUGGGAGAAAAUAUCAGGUUCAUGUUGGAGGAGAGUUUUCAACGGGAUUUGUUUUGAUGUGAUUACAUUUUGCUCAAUUUGCGAUUCACGAUCAUUCAUGAUGUUUUUUUUUCUCUCGACGCCCAUUUUCAGACUAUUUUGUGAUUUAAGCUUGUGGAUAUACAAGUACCAAUUUAUUGUUAUGAUUAAUGUCCUUUACCAAGUGAUUUUGUUCGAUUUGAUUCGGAUUAUGUGCAAAAUUAAACAAAUCAAACUGA
Dalotia coriaria is the source of this 2887-nucleotide messenger RNA. RefSeq names its product vacuole membrane protein 1-like. Gene Ontology annotation, biological process: autophagy; Golgi organization. The record is from RefSeq and is a predicted model, not a curated record. Lineage: Eukaryota; Metazoa; Arthropoda; Insecta; Coleoptera; Staphylinidae. Bases 479 to 2008 code for a protein of 509 amino acids. Gene Ontology annotation, cellular component: endomembrane system; membrane; endoplasmic reticulum. The transcript is spliced from 7 exons.